AUGUCAACAACAACCACCACCCCCGUAGGCAUCAUCAUCUGCAGCCAGCGCUCGCCACGCGCAGGGCCACAAAUCGCCCACUGGGUCAAGCAAGCCCUGCAAGACGCCCUGACACCAGAAGAAGCUGGAACAGUCACCCUCAACCUCAUCGACCUCGCCAGCUGGAACCUGCCCAUGUACGACGAACCAGGCAUCCCAUCACAGAUUACCUCUGUCGACGAGUACGCGCACGAACACACGCGCCGCUGGUCGGCCGAGAUCAGCUCCCACGACGCCUUCGUCUUCGUCACCCCGCAGUACAACUGGGGGUAUCCGGCCAGCGUGAAGAACGCGAUCGACUACCUGUACCACGAAUGGUCAAGCAAACCCGCGCUCAUCGUCAGCUAUGGAGGCCAUGGGGGGGUCAAGGCCGCCGAGCAGUUGCGGCAGGUCCUGCUGGGGGUCAGGAUGUAUCCGGUGGACAGGAGUGUGGCGUUGACGUUUCCUGGGAGGGAGUUUAUGGUGCAGGCUGCGAGGGGGAGGGAAUUGGGGCUGAAUUAG
Messenger RNA from Rasamsonia emersonii CBS 393.64, 540 nucleotides. RefSeq names its product NADPH-dependent FMN reductase Lot6. NCBI's taxonomy places the organism in Eukaryota, Fungi, Ascomycota, Eurotiomycetes, Eurotiales, Trichocomaceae. The coding region runs from base 1 to 540 and encodes 179 amino acids. The record is from RefSeq and is a predicted model, not a curated record. Gene Ontology annotation, cellular component: cytosol. The transcript has a single exon. Gene Ontology annotation, molecular function: FMN binding; oxidoreductase activity.